CCGCAUACAAACUGAAAAAAGCAAACCCAGCCAGACCAGCUGAGGCGAGCCGUCAGAUCAAAUGUCAACAAAUGUCACUUAGACCGAAAGUAUUUAGUUGUUGUGUUAUUUGUAUAAGUCCUCUACUGUUUACUGACAUUCAGUAUGGCGCACGACUCCCCUUUGGCUCUUAAAUAUUUCUACAUCUUUAAUUCAAACUAUGGUCAGAAAGAAGGAGAGGAAGCUCAAAAAAUCUUGUACUUCUUUCCACCUCAAACUGAUUUGGACACACAAAUAAAGAAUGUAGGUCUAACAGAAGCUAUUAUAAAAUUUACAGAAACUUUUAAUAGUCACCAGAAGUGUGAAUCAUUACACACAUUAAAAACAAGACAGCUUUAUUUUCAACCAGAGGAAGGAUUUUGGAUGGUGCAAGUGCUAUCAGUUCCCACUGUCACAAAAACUAAGGAGGGUGUAGAUCAUUUAGAAUAUCAAAGUGACGAAAUUCAGGACAAUGUUUAUUGGUCUGUCCUUGAGCAAGCCUACAGGAGUUUUAGCUUGUUCAAUGGUACAUUCAGUCAAAUCUUAGAUGACUAUGAUUUGACAAAGUUAAGAUACAAGUUAGCUAGCUAUUUAUCUAAGUAUCUCUCCAAGAUAAAACUGCAACAUGCAGAUAUUCUGGAUGUUUUUCAUGGAAUCCAGUUUUUACCUUUGGAUAAAAAGACAUUCCUACAUGUGCAAACGGUGGUGAAUUUAUUAGAGUGCUCUUUUCCAAAAAUUCGGUGUACAGCUUUUCUUUACAAUGAUCAACUUGUAUGGAGUGGUUUAGAACCAGAUGACAUGCAAGUCCUGUAUCGUUAUCUUGUGAGUAGUUUACUCCCAGCUCAAAUGGAAAGUGAACUUCAAGGAGGUCCUAUACCUCGACAGUCAAACUCCUUUUCUGCUCUGCAUUACGGAAGAUUUGCCUCUGGACCAACUAAUUUGCAAAAUGCAGAUAUUGGGAAAAUACCUAAAGUACAUUUGAAGAGUAGCUCUGGCUCAGUUGUUUGUCAUCUGGUAAUUUACCGAGCUCUAAGUGCAACUGUUUGUAUGCUCAUUGAUGAGGCAGUUUCACUAGAAAUUGACUUUUUCCAAAGGCUGGAUGUAUUUUUGGGACAGAGACUAACUAAACUAGCUUCAGAAAUAGCUGAGCAAUGCAGUCAUGGCAGUGCAAACAGUGUGUCAGCAGAGUCAGGGGCCAAGUUUGUUUACUAUAACCAUUUGAAUCGUGCUCAGAAGAGUACUGUGCAUCUGGACAACCGUAAAAAUGGCAACAUAUCUGUACCUUCAGAUGUCUUAAGAAUUUUGGCUGACUUGAAUUCUGAUUUCAGGGACAGAAAACCAUCAACAGGAGAGACUAUAGUUAAAACGAUGAAUGAUUAUUGGGUUGUUGGAAAACUAUCAAACCUUCGAGAGUUCUAUGUUGUCAUUCAUCAGAAGAAUGCCAAUCUAAUAGAGAUAAAUGAAGAAGUGAAGAAACUCUGUGAUAGCCAGUUUAAAAGCAUAUUUUUCAGUGAAUAGACUUAAUUCUGAAAUUUGUGUUGUGCAGUUGUAACAUAAGUUUUAUGUUGGUGUGUACUAGCAGAAAUAUACCCUUUCCACUCAAAGAAACAGAAGGUAUGUUGAAUUUUAAUAAAUGUUUGGAAGGUAUGUUCACUUCCUUGACAAAAAUCCAAA
Molecule: messenger RNA, 1692 nt
Organism: Frankliniella occidentalis (western flower thrips)
Lineage: Eukaryota; Metazoa; Arthropoda; Insecta; Thysanoptera; Thripidae
Gene: Ccz1
Product: vacuolar fusion protein CCZ1 homolog
Exons: 11
Coding region: 145-1536 (463 amino acids)
Biological process (GO): vesicle-mediated transport
Cellular component (GO): intracellular membrane-bounded organelle; Mon1-Ccz1 complex
Source: RefSeq, a predicted model, not a curated record